This is a messenger RNA of Rana temporaria (common frog), 498 nucleotides long. Its product is annotated as lymphocyte antigen 6E-like. NCBI's taxonomy places the organism in Eukaryota, Metazoa, Chordata, Amphibia, Anura, Ranidae. Bases 57 to 437 code for a protein of 126 amino acids. The transcript is spliced from 3 exons. The record is from RefSeq and is a predicted model, not a curated record.
UAUAUAUAUAUACAUUAUUCUGGGAUUCUACGCUCACAAGCUUCCUCCGGCUUACAAUGGCAGCACACACAUAUAUCCUACUGCUGGCAGCCCUCUGCGUAGGAGCAGCUUAUUCCCUGCAAUGUUACACAUGCAGCUAUGAACUCAGCAACAGCAACUGCAAGACAGCGACGACCUGCCCAUCCGGAUCCGGCUACUGCCAGACGGACUUAGUAACUGCUUCAGCAGCUGGAUCAUCUGUAACUGUGAUCACCAAGAACUGUACAGCCACCUGCACGCCAAGCAGUAGCACCAUUGCCACGGCUUCAAUCUCUACAGCCUGCUGCACCACUGACCUGUGCAAUGUCAGCGCAGCCAUCAGCAUCAAGUCCAGCUAUGCCGCCAUUUUCCUGGUGAUGGGAACCAUCCUGAUGUUCUUCAGUGACUCACUUCUCUAAUAUAUGAUGUGAGGUAACAGAUUGUCCAACCUGCAUCAAUAAACCUACUGUAAUAAAAGUC